AUGGAAGGCUUCGAAGAGAUCGAGAACGCGUACAAGGAGAUAGAGGACGAGAUAAUAAAGACGGUGGAGGGGCUAUGCGGAGGUAAUUAUCUCCAAAUCAAGGAUGAAGUGAUCAUGCCACACAUGAGCGAAAGCCUGAUCAACAAAAUUAUCCUGUUGAACAGACACAUCAACGAUAACAGCAACGAAGAAGAAUUCGAGAAGAAGGUGACGAACGAAAAGGUGAUGCAAAUAAAUGACAAGUUGAUAUAUCUAGUAUGCGAUUACUACAUCAACAAAAAGGAGAUUGACAAUUUAAUUAACUUUACGUCCAGCAAUGAGAACUAUUUUAAUGUGUUACCCCAAGCGAAAACAGCCAAGUUGAUAAGGAACAUCGUGGAAAAAAUCUCAAAAAAGAUCAGGAAUGUGAGUACGCUGUAUAUAAUAUUUAAAAAGUACAUGAAUUGGGCAUAUGAAAAGAAAAGGAAUUUUUUAAGAUGCCGGAUAGAAAAGUAUAAAACGGCUCUGAGUUUAAUCGAACGGUUGUUGAAGGAGGUGAAGAAGGUGGACGACAAAACGUUGUUACUCGAACUGUAUAUUGUGGAAACCAAAAUUUACAUGCUGCUAAAGAAUUCGACCAAAAUGAAAGCAUCGCUCACCUUUGCUAAGAACAUUGCCAAUACGAUAAACACGGCCAUUUAUAUUAAUAGCGAAAUAGAUUUACUUUCUGGAAUAUUAUUUAUAUAUGAGAAGGAUUACAGAAGUGCCUACAUUUACUUGUACGAAUGCUACGAAACGUUGUACACUUAUAUUUAUAAUAGCCACAACAACACAUUAGACUUUUUGAGAAAAAAAAAUAACGACUUUUACGCAGUUAUUAUACAUAACAUAAUUAACACCAGCACGAUAUCGUCGCAAAAUAAAACGAAAAGUAUAAGUCAAAUUAGCCCUUUCUUACUCUCGUUCUACACUUUUUAUGAGUACUACGAUAGCAGCAACAGCAUCCUAAAUUUGGACGAAAUGAAUAUUUGCUCAGGUAAUGCCAACUUAAUAUACAGCGAUGUAAUAUGUAAUAUCAGCUCGAGUUACCAAGAAUUGGAGGAAGAAAAGGUGUACUGCAUUACCAACCCAAUUGAGUUAAAUUAUGAAAUGAUUAAAAAUUUAACAUUGGAUAAUUAUGGCAAUUUAUUAGAAACCAAAUCGAGUACCAACAUUGUGGAUAACUCUAUUUUUAUCUUUCCCGAAAAUAGUUCCAUAUGUGGGAAUUUUGGCUUGAAUUUAAAUAUCGAAAAUUUAAAAAUUAUCGUCCCUUUGAAGUACAUGCUUCUUUGCAAAAUCUUGGAGGAAAACAACAGGAAAGACAUUAAUAAUAUUUUGUGUGAACAUAAUAAAUUAAAUUACAUUCCAAAUAAAGAAAUUCAAAUUUUGCUGGACAUAUCCAAGUGUUACGAGAACAGGUCACUUGAUGUAUUUGAGAAUAUAAUUAAAAUUAAUAUUUUCCUGAUAAAUGUGGACAAAGUGAUUUACAACUACUUGAAGGAGCUGUACGAACUGCUGCUGGAGAAGAAUAUUUUAAAAAUUAUCGAAGCUUAUAGCUGCAUCGACUUGAACUAUAUCGGCCAGAAACUUAACCUCGACUUGAACAAAAUUAUCUCCAAGCUGUCCGAAAUGAUCCUGGACAAGAAGCUGAAUGCCACGCUGGACCAGAACGUGGGAAUUUUGAUUCUCUAUGAGGACAUGCCCGAGACGAAGAUGUACCAGAACGUUCUGGAAAUCAUAAACAAUUUGACCGAGUCGGUGGAUAUACUUUACCAGAAGGCGCAGCUGACGGUGUAG
Messenger RNA from Plasmodium cynomolgi strain B, 1815 nucleotides. RefSeq names its product proteosome subunit. The coding region runs from base 1 to 1815 and encodes 604 amino acids. NCBI's taxonomy places the organism in Eukaryota, Apicomplexa, Aconoidasida, Haemosporida, Plasmodiidae. Gene Ontology annotation, molecular function: structural molecule activity. Gene Ontology annotation, biological process: ubiquitin-dependent protein catabolic process. The transcript is spliced from 2 exons. Gene Ontology annotation, cellular component: proteasome regulatory particle, lid subcomplex. The record is from RefSeq and is a predicted model, not a curated record.